This is a messenger RNA of Chelonoidis abingdonii (Abingdon island giant tortoise), 1639 nucleotides long. It is a transcript of the gene CYP1A1, whose product is annotated as cytochrome P450 family 1 subfamily A member 1. Gene Ontology annotation, biological process: hormone biosynthetic process; progesterone metabolic process. NCBI's taxonomy places the organism in Eukaryota, Metazoa, Chordata, Testudines, Testudinidae. The record is from RefSeq and is a predicted model, not a curated record. Gene Ontology annotation, molecular function: steroid 17-alpha-monooxygenase activity; heme binding; oxidoreductase activity, acting on paired donors, with incorporation or reduction of molecular oxygen, reduced flavin or flavoprotein as one donor, and incorporation of one atom of oxygen.
AUGAAGGCUGCAAUGUCACCAGUGGGAAGCCAGGGCAUUAUCUCAGUUAUUGAGAUCCUUAUUGCCUCUGCUGUCUUCUGUCUGACAUUCAUAGUCAUCAGAUCCUUCCGGAAGCAGAUCCCCAAGGGGCUGAAGAGGCUCCCAGGACCAAGGGGUUACCCCCUGAUAGGCAACGUGCUGGAGCUGGGGAGCAAUCCACACUUGACCUUGACUCAGAUGAGCCAGACCUACGGAGAUGUGAUGCAGAUACAGAUCGGCAGCAGACCUGUGCUGGUGCUGAGUGGGUUGGACACCAUCAAACAAGCUCUGGUGAAGCAAGGGGAGGACUUCAUGGGGCGCCCUGAUCUCUACAGCUUUCGCCAUAUUGGAGAUGGCCAGAGCUUGACCUUCAGCGCUGAUUCAGGGGAGGUGUGGAAAGCUCGCAGGAAGUUGGCCCAGAAUGCCCUGAAGACCUUCUCUCUCUCACCCAGCCCCAACUCUUCGUCCACCUGCCUCCUUGAGGAGCAUGUCUCCAAAGAAGCUGACUACCUAGUAAGAAAGUUCCUGCAACUGAUGGAAGAAGAGAAGAGGUUUGACCCAUACCGCUACAUGGUAGUCUCUGUGGCCAAUGUCAUCUGUGCUAUGUGCUUUGGCAAGCGUUACGACCAUGAUGACCAGGAGCUGCUCAGUAUAGUAAACCUGAACAAAGAAUUUGGGGAGGUGGCUGCCUCCGGCAACCCUGCAGAUUUCAUCCCAGUGCUCCAGUAUCUCCCUAGCCGCCCCAUGAAAAUUUUCAAGGAUCUCAAUAAGAGGUUUAACUCCUUUCUGCAGAAGAUUGUUAAGGAGCACUCCUGCAGCUUUGAUAAGGACAAUAUUCGAGACAUCACCGACUCCCUGAUUCAGCAUUGUCAGGAGAAGAAAGUGGAUGAAUCUGCCAACAUUCAACUCUCUGAUCAGAAGAUUGUCAACAUUGUCAAUGACCUUUUUGGAGCUGGUUUUGAUACUGUGACAACUGCGUUGUCUUGGAGUCUCAUGUAUCUUGUGACAUAUCCAGAAAUUCAGAAGAAGAUUCAGAAAGAAUUAGAUCAGGUGAUUGGCAGAGAGAGGAGACCCAGACUCUCAGACCGCCCCAUGCUGCCUUAUACAGAAGCUUUCAUCUUAGAGAUAUUCAGACAUUCCUCCUUCCUGCCCUUCACCAUUCCUCACUGCACAACGAAAGACACAGUACUGAAUGGCUACUUCAUCCCGAAGGACCUCUGUGUGUUUGUCAACCAGUGGCAAGUCAAUCACAACGAGAAACUUUGGAAAGAUCCAUCUACCUUCAACCCAGAGCGUUUCCUCAAGGCUGAAGGGACUGAAGUAAACAGGGCAGAGAGUGAGAAAGUGAUGACGUUUGGCUUGGGGAAGAGGAAGUGCAUUGGUGAGUCCAUUGGCAGGUGGGAGGUCUUCCUCUUCUUGACCAUCCUGCUCCAGCAACUGGAGUUCAGCGUAUGUGAUGGUGAGAAGGUUGACAUAACACCUCACUAUGGACUGACCAUGAAGCACAAGAGGUGUGAGUACUUCCAGAUUAAACAGCGCUUUGAAGUGAAGAAAUCUGGGUGAGCUGCAGAUUCUCAUUACUAGGACACAAAGGGGAAAUGCAACAUCACAAUAGUUUGGC